This is a messenger RNA of Diatraea saccharalis (sugarcane borer), 1989 nucleotides long. The record is from the annotation of a GenBank genome assembly. Lineage: Eukaryota; Metazoa; Arthropoda; Insecta; Lepidoptera; Crambidae.
AUGUUCGAACAGCAGAUCAAGGCAGAGCCUAUGAGCUUCUACACAUCUCAUCCCCAUGUACACUCCGGUCCCCCAACAAUAGUUCGGUCUGACAGUCAUCCCAUCAUUAACAUGAAUCAGCAUCAUCAAUCACAUCAAGAGGAUUCUAAAGACAGUCUAAUCAUACAACAGCAAGUACAACACCAACAAGACUUAAUGGAACAACACCAGCAACAAGAAUUACAACAAGAUGAUGAGUUAAGUUUCAAAGGAAUGGAAGACGAAGGCGUUGAAAUGGAAAUGGAUAGCCGACAGUGUUCUCAGGGUAUGGGAGUUGAUAUGGGGUCAGUUCAAACUAAAAUGGAAAUGUCAAAUGGAGGCCAGUCAACGCCUAGAUCUAAACCACAAGCGUGCAAGGUAUGCGGUAAAGUGUUGUCAUCUGCAUCGUCAUAUUAUGUUCAUAUGAAGCUGCAUUCUGGAAACAAACCAUUUCAGUGUACUGUUUGCGACGCAGCGUUUUGCCGUAAACCGUACCUGGAGGUGCACAUGCGCACGCAUACGGGCGAGCGGCCCUUCCAGUGCGAUCUAUGUCUCAAGCGCUUCACGCAGAAGUCCAGUCUCAACACGCACAAAAGGGUGCACACCGAUGAGCACAUGCACGCGUUGAUGGUGAAGGACCGGCCGUACAGGUGUGACCUCUGUCAGAUGCGGUUCACGCAGAGCUCCAGCCUCAACCGACACAAGAAAAUACAUACGGAGGAGCACAUCCAAUCGCUGAUCAACAAAGUGCGACCCUAUCAAUGCGACAUCUGUGACAAGCGGUUCACUCAGAAGUCCAGCCUUGGCACUCAUAAACGUAUACAUACUGGGGAGCGGCCGUUCCAGUGCACCGUCUGCCUCAAGUCCUUCACGCAGAAGUGCGCGCUCAAUUUGCACGAAAAAAUACAUACGGUCCAGGGGAGGCCGUUCCAGUGCCUGUCGUGCCCCGCCGCCUUCACCUGCAAGCAAUACCUGGAGAUACACACGCGCACGCACACCGGCGAGCGUCCAUAUCAGUGCGACAUCUGCCUGAAGCGCUUCACACAGAAAUCCAGUCUCAACAUUCACAAGCGGACGCACUCAGUGCAGGGGAGGCCGUUCCAGUGCCUGCAGUGUCCCGCCGCCUUCACCUGCAAACAGUACCUCGAGAUACACAACCGCACGCACACCGGCGAACGACCCUACCAGUGUGACGUGUGCCUCAAGAGAUUCGCGCAAAAGUCCACACUGAACAUACACAAAAGAACGCACACAGUGCAAGGGCGGCCGUAUCAGUGUAUGGAGUGUCCGGCUGCGUUCACUUGUAAGCCGUACCUGGAGAUACACAUGCGCACACACACGGGCGAGCGUCCGUUCGAGUGCGAUGUCUGUUACAAGCGCUUCACGCAGAAAUCUACCCUCAACAUUCACAAGCGAAUUCACACCGGUGAACGCCCUUAUGCUUGUGAUAUAUGUCAAAAGAGGUUUGCAGUCAAGAGCUACGUCACGGCCCACAGAUGGUCGCAUGUAGCCGAUAAGCCAUUGAAUUGCGAUCGGUGUUCAAUGACGUUUACUUCCAAAUCCCAGUUUGCACUCCACAUCCGUACGCACUCAGCAGGCCCUUGUUACGAGUGUAGCGUUUGUGGCCGUACUUUCGUCCGAGACAGCUAUCUAAUAAGGCAUCACAAUCGCGUGCAUCGCGAAAAUCACAGCAACGUUUCGGCCAACAGCAUCGGCACGAUUAACAGUGUAGCCGCCAACACGAACAACUCCAACAAUAGCAACUUUGACUCCCCUGGCGUCUGUGACUUAAGUUUUGUUCCAAUGGUAAAUCGCUACAUGACCUCUCAAGGCACGCAAGUGUCGAUGCAAGAUACACAGAGUAAAAUGUCAGCCAUGUCACCCCAAUCUAUAGCGUCAAUAUCUUCACCUCCACCCCCUCAUACACCUACGCCGCAGCCCAUGUCUGGUCAAAUGCAUCUCGGAGACUGA